Molecule: messenger RNA, 1870 nt
Organism: Trichoplusia ni (cabbage looper)
Lineage: Eukaryota; Metazoa; Arthropoda; Insecta; Lepidoptera; Noctuidae
Exons: 2
Coding region: 356-1393 (345 amino acids)
Source: RefSeq, a predicted model, not a curated record
AGUGCUUCAAUUGAAAUAUGACAAUUGGCGGGCGGUCGCCGUUGUAGGUACGAGCAGUCGUCCGGCCGCCGGCCACAAAUCUUCCGUUUCACUCGGCGCCCAGCCUCCGAGCGGUGAGAAGAGGAAACAGCACGCUCCAAAGCACGCGACUGCGUGAUGCCGGCUACUCCCGAAAUAGACCCCCCGCGCGGGGUGCCGGCCCAUCGACGUGCUUUUAGUAUGCUGCGCGCAUGCGAACCGCCCGCACCCUUCUGCGCUCCUGGUACUAACAACGCUUUACUCGCGAAAUUAAAUAACAUAAACUAAAUAAAAAAUAACUAUCGCGCUUCAAAAUAGCAUGCUUUAAUAAAACAAAAUGGUGGCGAUCCUGGCUAACCCCAAGUGGAGCGAGGACCUGACCAUCCAGAUGAUUAUCGAGUACGAGAAGCGCGAAUACCUCUGGAACCCCGUCUCCGAGCACUACAAGAACAAGAAAAUUAGAGAGCAAGGAUAUAUUGAAAUAAUCAAUUCACUGAAUUUGGUCGACGUCACCGUUAAAGAAUUGAAAAAUAAAAUAAAAAACAUACGUUCGUCGUAUAGCGUCGAGUUGAAGAAGAUUCGCGCGGCGAGGAAGGCUGGUGCGCAUGCGUACAGACCGAGCGUCACGUGGUUCGAACACGCAGACAGGUUUCUGCGGGCGAUCGUCACACCAAGCUCCGUGGACAACAGUUUGCUGGAGAUACCGGCGAGCGACGACAGCGACGUCGUUCAAGACCUGAGUGAGCGUAAAUCGCCGGAAAAGAAAAGUCCGCGAAAGCGUCGCAGCUCGACACGUUCGUCGACGCCGUACGUGUUGAACACGCCGUCCCCCCGGCCCGGCACGCCGUUCGGCUUAAAUCAGGGGACUUUCGGCAUUCUCCCGCCGGUAACGUCCGCGCCGUUUCUAAAUCCCCCUGUCGGGAUCGCUACGCCGCUGACGAGUUCGCUCGUUACAAUUUACCCAGUACCCACGAAACAAAAGAAAAGUAAUUCGGACAGCGGCGACGUCACGGAUCUACCCCAAGAUCUCAGUCAACAUUCUGAGAACGGUAAUGAGAACGAGUUCGAGAUGUUUGGGAAGCUGAUAGCCAGUCAAUUGCGGAAGUUGCCGCUUAGUUUGGCACUUGACACGCAGUUGAAGAUACAGACGCUGGUGAAUGCAGCGAGGAUCCAGGCUGUCUAUCAGCAGUACAGCUACGCUGGGCCGUCCCAGGAAGCCCUGUCGGUACAAGCUUUGUCUAACGGGAUCUUAGCCGGGAUGGCUACGCAAAGCAGUUUCGCUUCUCGAUCCCUGGGAUCAAGGAACAAUUCCCCGGAGGAAAUGAACAGGGAUCUUAAGACGGACUAUUCUUUGGGCUCCGAGGCCGAAGAUUAAUCCUCCAUUAGAUUGUCACCUGUUUUUGCUCACACAACCUAAAAGUACCUCAUAUUUCUCAGUUGAGAUAAGUUUGAGAUAUAGCUCAUUUACAAGCGUCCGACGCACAAAUAAUGUCACUUCGCUGUGAUUUGGGUAAUACAAAAAUAUUAACGUUAUUUAUACGUGUUUUAGAUGGCGUAUUCGAUGUCGUAGAAAAUGUAAUAACUUGAUGAGAAAAAAAACGUAGAAUCUUUUCAAAAACUAGUCAAAGAUGUUUCGGUGUAAUGUAGAUCUCGAUGUUUCGGCUGUGUUACUUUAAUUUAUGAGAAAAAAAAGACAAAGUUACCAUAACGAUAAUCCUUUUUUGUGUUAAAACUAGCAACACCCGAAUUUUAAGGUUGCCAACUAUACGAAUUUAUUUUAAUUGUGAUAGGUUUAAAAUAGUAGAUAUCUGUGUUAUAAAUGUGAUUAAUAUAUUAUGUAUGUAUUAGAUAA